GAUGAUCUUGUUCUUCAGUGGAUUUCUUGCUCAGGUUGCUGUUCACGAUGUUGGGAGCGUUUUCCCCCAUCUCACUAGUCAUACUGAACCUAGGCCAACAAGUACCUAACAGUGCUCUCUCUCUCUCUCUCAUUCGUUCAUUUCAUCUACUUUUUUUUUAUUAGUCAUUUCAUCUUUUCAUUUCAUAUCUUCUCUCUUUCUAUUUUCCUCACCUCACCUCUGAUCUCUCUUUCUUCCUCACCUCUAAUUUUUGUCUUCCUCACCGUCUGGUCUGUCUCUACAAAUACUUGAGCUGGUGGUGCUAACUGCCAUAGACUCUCAGCAUUCUUCCACUGAUCAAUUCCAGACAUGGAGUCCAUGCCUAACCCAAGCAUGGAAACACCAGAUAAGCUUCACGUAGUUAUGUUCCCAUGGUUAGCUUUUGGUCACAUGUUUCCUUUCUUAGAACUCUCCAAGGUCAUAGCCCAAAAGGGUCACACAGUCUCCUUUGUAUGCACUCCUAGAAACAUCGACAGACUGCCCAAAUUGCCCCCAAAUCUAGCCCCUCUCAUCAAUUUAGUGAAGCUUCAAUUGCCUAAGGUCGACAAACUCCCCAACAACGCAGAGUCCACCAUCGAUCUUCCCUAUGACGAGGUCAAGUACCUCAAGAUGGCCUACGAUCAACUCCAACAACCCAUGACUCAGAUUCUGGCAGAUUUGGCUCCCGAUUGGGUUAUUUACGAUUUCGCACCAUAUUGGCUAGGCCCUAUUGCUACCAGACUUGGCAUUUCCAGUGUGUUCUUCGGAGUUUCAAUUGCCGCUUCUGCGUGCUUUCUUGGUCCUGUACAAGUCCUGAAGGGUUUGAGUGGAGAAGAUGACCGCAACACACCAGAGGACUUCACUGUUCCACCCAAAUGGAUCCCCUUUAAAUCCACCAUCGCAUUUCGGCUUUUCGAGAUUAAGCGGAUCUUCGAAGACGCAGCCACAGCCAACGAUGAAAAUGUUCCAGUGACAUAUCGGUUGGGAGCAGGCAUCGGAGCCUGUGAUGUGUUGGCUGUGAGAAGCUCUUAUGAGCUCGAACCCGAAUGGUUAAAACUUCUUGAAGAGAUUCACCAGAAACCGAUUAUACCAGUUGGCCAACUGCCCACCACGGGGUAUGAUAGUUGUGACAACGAUGAAGCAUGGAUCGAGAUGAAAGAGUGGCUUGACAAGCAGCCCCAAAGGUCCGUGGUCUAUGUUGCAUUUGGGAGCGAAGCACAGCCGAGUCAAGCCGAACUUACUGAGAUAGCUCUCGGGUUAGAGCUAUCUGAGUUACCUUUUUUUUGGGUUCUGAGGAUUCGGCGUGGUAUGCUUGAUAGUGAGGUGAUCCAGUUACCAGAUGGGUUUGAGGAGAGAACCAAGGGACGAGGGGUGAUUUGCACAAGUUGGGCUCCUCAACUCAAGAUACUGAGUCAUGACUCAGUGGGUGGAUUCUUGUCUCACUCUGGGUGGAGUUCGGUAAUUGAGGCCAUACAAUUCGAGAAAUCCCUCAUUUUGCUGUCUUUCUUGGCAGACACAGGGUUGAUCGCUAGGCUUUUGGAAGAGAAGAAGAUGGCAUACUUGAUACCGAGAGACGAGCAGGACGGCUCGUUCACGAGAGACUCGGUGGCCGACUCACUGAGACUAGUGAUGGUUGAGGAUGAAGGCAGGGUAUACAGGGACAAGGUUAAAGAGAUGAGUGGGUUGCUUUUUGACAGGGCUAUACAAGAUAAAUACGUGAAUAAUUUCGUGGAUUACCUCAAGAAGCAUACACAACGAUCUUGAGAAGGAAAUCAAGAAUAAACUGUGUAGACUGAUGUUUUGCUAUGGGUAAUGUUUUAUUUUGCAAGUUGUACUACUGUCUGCCUGCUAAUGAAGUUUCUUGUAUUUGAAUAAAUAAAAGGAUGAUCAUUUUGUAAUGUACAUUUCUCUUUUUGUUGC
Camellia sinensis is the source of this 1938-nucleotide messenger RNA. NCBI's taxonomy places the organism in Eukaryota, Viridiplantae, Streptophyta, Magnoliopsida, Ericales, Theaceae. The record is from RefSeq and is a predicted model, not a curated record.